Heterobasidion irregulare TC 32-1 is the source of this 252-nucleotide messenger RNA. RefSeq lists its product as uncharacterized. The transcript has a single exon. The annotation marks the transcript as partial. The record is from RefSeq and is a predicted model, not a curated record. NCBI's taxonomy places the organism in Eukaryota, Fungi, Basidiomycota, Agaricomycetes, Russulales, Bondarzewiaceae.
UGGACAACCAUAUAUGAAGAAGCAUUCCAAAUCCUCAAAAAGACAUUCAUAGAAUCUCUAGUAUUUGUCAUGCUGGACACCAAAGAACCCUUCCAUAUUGAAUACAAUGCCUCUGAUUCCACUACUGGAGCAGUAUUAUCACAAGUCACCUCUAACAGAAGAUGGCACCCUUGUACCUAUAUUUCCAAAUCACUCUCUAUAAUAGAAUGCAACUAUUCUAUCUAUAACAAAGAGUUGCUAGCAGUUAUUUAA